Molecule: messenger RNA, 689 nt
Organism: Paramecium sonneborni
Lineage: Eukaryota; Ciliophora; Oligohymenophorea; Peniculida; Parameciidae
Source: the annotation of a GenBank genome assembly
AAAAAUUAAUGUUUGGAAUAUUAUCUCUUGUUUAUAAUAUAUCAUAAUUGAUUGGAUGGUCAGCAAUAUUAGGAUUAGUAUUGAUGGAAUUAGUAAAUGGAACAGAAAAAACAGGAUAGAUAGUUUGUUUAGUGCAUGUGAUGUAAAUUUCUUAGAUCUAUGAUUUAAUUUCUAACAUAGUUGGGUAUAGUAUUGGAUUAUGAAAGUUUAACAUCUGGAUCCUUAAUAAGUAAUAUCCUUUAAUUAGGAGGUAGACUUGUUGUGGCAUUAUUGUUUAUGUAUGAUGGAGUGUGUUUUUGUUGUUUAAUAAAUGCAGUGAUUGCAUGGUCUUUAGCUGAAAUAAUAAGAUUCUCAUAUUACUUAUUUAAGAAUAAUUCUAUAUGCAAGAGUCUUAGAUAUAGUGCAUUUAUGAUCCUCUAUCCUAUAGGAAUAUUAGGAGAAAUAAGAACAGUUAAUUAAUCUUUGGCUGUUUAUGGGGAAAUGUAAGUUAGAGGAUUACAAUUGAUUUUGAUAUGUAAAAAUACAAUAUAAAUUUAGUGGGAGGAUUCUUUAUGUAUGGUUAAAUGUUAAGUGCAAAGAGAAAACAUUCAAAAUAGACAGCAGUAACUUAGAAUCAAAAUGUAAAAUAAAGAUCAAAUAGUCCUGUAAGUAGACCAAAGAGAGAAUGAGUUAUAACAAAAGUAGCUAGA